AGUCGGGAAACCACGUCGGACAAAUCCACGUCCUCGCCGAAGGGAAACUUCCGGGUCGCCGCCUGCAGGAUGGCGCGUCGGCUGCCCGCGUCGGUGGUAUUCCCCAGGUACAAGAGUCGGUCGAAGCGGCCGGGGCGCAGCAAGGAGGAAUCCAAGAGGUCCGGGCGGUUCGUCGCACCGAUGACAAAGACGUCCUGUCUCCCCGUUUCUCCCUCCCGCCC
Nannochloropsis gaditana CCMP526 is the source of this 221-nucleotide messenger RNA. RefSeq names its product aaa atpase domain-containing protein. The annotation marks the transcript as partial. The record is from RefSeq and is a predicted model, not a curated record. The transcript has a single exon.